Molecule: messenger RNA, 1838 nt
Organism: Eucalyptus grandis
Lineage: Eukaryota; Viridiplantae; Streptophyta; Magnoliopsida; Myrtales; Myrtaceae
Product: ankyrin repeat-containing protein BDA1
Exons: 2
Coding region: 203-1531 (442 amino acids)
Cellular component (GO): plasma membrane
Molecular function (GO): protein phosphatase 1 binding; protein phosphatase regulator activity
Source: RefSeq, a predicted model, not a curated record
UCUCUCCUAGCGUGUGUACGGAAACAUCCGAGGCGCAACGACGUUCGGCCAACGGAAACUUGAGCCACGUACUUGCAGAUAAGAGAUGUCAAAUUAACCACAAAUCAUUUUUUGAUCCUCGUCAAGCCUACCUUGACAAUAUAUAUUCAACUCCCAACUGGAGUAGUGAGUAUCCCGAAACUCCCAUUUUAGAGAGCCAAACAUGGAGUCCGAGCUCUAUAAAGCCGCCAGGGAAGGAAAUGUGCAUUCUUUGCUUGAGUUACUCGAAAAAGAUGAGUUGCUUCUUGACAGAAUCAUGACUGGGAAUCACAUUGAGACUCCCCUGCACAUCGCAGCUAUGCUCGGACACUUGAAUUUCGUGAAAGAGGUUUUAACUCGAAAGGCCGAGAUGGCAAGUGAGCAAGAUUUUCAGAGUUCGACGCCACUUCAUCGCGCAGCAGCAAGAGGAUACCUUAACAUAGUGGAAAGCUUGGUAAGUGUCAACCCUGAAGUAUGUUUCGUUUGUGACAGAGACAAAAGAAACCCUCUUCAUGUCGCAGCCAUGAAAGGGCGUGUGGAUGUGUUGGAAUGCUUGGUUCGAGUGAGACCUGAUGCAGCCCGUAGUGUCACCAAACAUGGCCAGACGAUUCUGCAUUUAUGCGUGAAGCACAACAAACUAGAAACUUUGAAGUUUUUGAUGGAUAUCUUGGUUGAUGUUCAGUUCAGCAACUCAAGGGAUGAUGAUGGCAACACGAUUUUGCAUUUGGCUGCUAUAGAUGGACAAACUGAGACUAUAAUCUUCCUGACUAAUAAAGGAGUAGACUCGAACAUUUCGAACUCCAAAGGUUUCACGGCGCUAAGCCUACUAGCACAAGGCCAAACCGUGGAAAGUGCUUCAGAGAUUAAGGAUUCCGUUCCUCAAACUUCAGAGAAUCGUGGCCUGUCCAGACGAACCGAUGCAAAAAACAUGGUUACCAAAGAAAGCAAGAGGGAAGAGAAGAAAAAGUGGCAAAACGGUAUGCAUAAGGCACUAAUGGUGGUGGCGGCAUUGGUAGCUACCAUAGCUUUUGAAGCAGGUAAGGAACCACCAGGUACGGGACCACCAGGUACGGGACCACCAAACAUAGCUUUUGAAGCAGGUGCGGAACCACCAGGUACGGAAUGGGAAAAACCAUUGGCGACAUGGCUUUGCAGGUGGUUCAUGACAUGUAACACGAUAAGCUUCAUGGCAUCACUUAGCACCAUUAUGCUUCUCAUAAGUGGUCUUCCCUUAAAGCGGCGUCGGAUCACCACAUGGAUUGCAAUGCUAACCAUGUGGAUUGCGAUAACCUUCACGGCAUUGAGUUAUUCAAUCCUCACGGCAUUAUUCUCACUGGAUAAUGGGAUAAUAAAGUAUGCUAAUGAUACAAUAGUUGUAAUCGUAUGGGGGGGAUUGAUGCUUCUCAUUUUCUUGUGCCAUACAAUCCGCUUAAUCUGGAAAUUGGUACGCAAAGUCCUGAAAUUUGUCAACAAAGCCUUCAGGAAAGGGAAGAGGGAGAAUACUAUGGUUUAGUGGCUGUCUAUUACUACAGGUUUGUUUGUCCUAGAAGAAAUGCGCUGAGCCAUGAGGCCAUGCAAGAGUAGAUGCUAUAUAGUAUGUGCUAUUCAGUAUACCCAUAGCCAAUUAUGUACGAUACGUCUGAGAAUGCAAUGCAGUUGUCUGCGUGCUGGUUUAAACAACAAUUGUCUUAGGCGUGUUGACGGAUGACGCAUGUAAAAGAAUGGAGUUUACAUGAACGAUGGAAUGGAGUCUCAACAAUAGGUAUUAUUAAUACAUGGAAAUCUCUUCUCUUUCUUCUUUCUUUAUGUGAUGUACUUAA